Dibothriocephalus latus is the source of this 270-nucleotide messenger RNA. The record is from the annotation of a GenBank genome assembly. Lineage: Eukaryota; Metazoa; Platyhelminthes; Cestoda; Diphyllobothriidea; Diphyllobothriidae.
AUGCGUUCGGACAAACAGAUCACUGCAUGGUCAGACCAAUUUGAUGGCGACGAGAGGUUUUUUGUCAUCCACACGGUCUUCGGUUGUUCUGUUAAACGUGAAGUACGUCCUGAGACAGAACUUAAGGAACUGCAGAACUUCGGCCUGUCUGAAGCGAUUUCCCCUCUCAUCAUAUUUGCUUCGUACGAGUGGUUCGACGGUCUUGACUGCCAGGAUCUGGCAGCCUCUGGUGACGGAGCCGCGGCGGAAUCCGGACCACCAAACGAAUAA